Mercenaria mercenaria is the source of this 8586-nucleotide messenger RNA. Its product is annotated as VPS10 domain-containing receptor SorCS1-like. Gene Ontology annotation, cellular component: membrane; Golgi apparatus. NCBI's taxonomy places the organism in Eukaryota, Metazoa, Mollusca, Bivalvia, Venerida, Veneridae. Gene Ontology annotation, molecular function: protein binding. The coding region runs from base 378 to 3464 and encodes 1028 amino acids. The record is from RefSeq and is a predicted model, not a curated record. The transcript is spliced from 24 exons. Gene Ontology annotation, biological process: post-Golgi vesicle-mediated transport.
UACUAUAUCGUAAACAUGGCGCGGAAUCAAAACAUCAUGUGUGUAGUAUUUAUUUGCAUUUUUCAUGUAAAUCCUUUAUCGGGAAAGAUUUUCAGUCGAUCUUUAAGUGAAUUUAGGCUUUUCCAACAGCCAAGUGUUUUAUUUAAUAACGACAACAUGAAUUUACGGACGAAAAGGAGCAGUAACUCAAGUGAGAAUUCUACUACGGACCAUGCGGAUGUCUUUCAUUCACAAAAAAAUAAUUUGUCCACAACCUCGUUCGCUUUGCACGGGGAAAUUGAUAAUGAGGCCUUCGUACACUGGAGUGGGGAAAACAAUGAUACUGUUUUUGUUCUAACCAGAAGUCACAGGCACGGUGCUGUACAUUCCAGUACACUAUGGAGGUAUGGUCCAUUGACUAUGGAGAAUCCUACAGUAAGAUAAAUUUACCACAACUGUUUACAGUCAGUUACAUGUAUUCAUCACUUGCAGACAAAUCAAAGAUAAUUCUGUCAGAUUUAAUUCAGAGACAAUUAUACAUAACAGAGGACACUGGGCAGACAUGGAAGCACGUGAAACUGAACUUCUCUCCUUACAGGAUACUUCUGCACCCGUCCAUAGCAAAUUUUAUUCUGGCUUAUAGUUUAAGAGAAAUGAAGUUAUAUGUGUCCAAAGAUUUUGGUGCUACAUGGAAGUUGAUGAUGGAGCGUGUGACGGAGAGGUUCUUCUGGGCGGUGGACGGCGUGGACCAUAAUCCUAACAUUGUUCAUAUGGAAUUACAGGACCCCAUGGGACCGGUCACUUACUUUGCUUGUAUAGCCCCAAAUUGCGAUAAAGCUGAAUAUGACAAAACGUUGGGAACUAUAGAUUUCUACUCACUAGUUGUGGAGAAUGAAUACAUCUUUGUACAGAAGUCGACAGACGACCUGACGUCCUUUUUUGUGUCUUAUAAGAGGGGACCGUUCAAGAGAGCAUACUUUCCAUCAAAUUUAACACCACUGGAUUUCAAUAUAGUGGACACAAGUGACCAUCAAGUGUUUAUAGCAGUUGACCAUGAGGAGGAUAUAGCCAAUCUUUACUUGUCAGACGUCACUGGACAGUUCUACGUAAUGUCUGUAGAAAAUGUGGUCGGUCUUCGAUAUCCAGGAAAAUUUGAUGUAGAUCUAGUGAAGGUUAAGGGUCUAAAUGGUAUAUAUAUAAUAAACAAGUUCGAGACAUCUCGUGUUGAUGGGGGCGUGUUUUCUCAGCGUACCUAUAUAACAUUCAACAAGGGAGGGAUGUGGAAACUGCUCAGUGCACCUGAAGAAUCGAAACAGAACUGCAUGGAUACAGAGAAAUGUAACUUACAUCUUCAUAUAGGAAACACAAAUCAGUUUUUCCGGAUCCCUAUGGCUGUAUGUACAGAGGAAGCGCCAGGCUUGAUCCUUGCCCACGGUAGCGUCGGAGAGUUUCUAGACAUGGAUUCACAUGUUUUUAUCAGCCGUGAUGCAGGAUUCACAUGGAAAGCAGCACCAUUCAAAGGGAAUCAUUUUCUCAAUAUAAUGGAUCAGGGGAGUGCAAUAUCAGCUGUAGCAGCUCACGGUUUACCAACUAAUCAAGUUCAUUUUUCAUGCACUGAGGGAGCUUCAUGGGUAACACAUAACAUUACAAGCUCGGAGAUGAAUGUGGAUGGUGUAGUCAAUGAACCCGGAAUAAAAACUUUAAUAUCAAGUGUAUUUGGUCAUAUGAACUCGAGUAAUGGCUGGGUUAUGGUGAAGAUGGAUUUUGGAUCUGUGCUGGAUCGUAAGUGUGGCUUCGAUGAUUUUGAACUGUGGCAGCCAUCAGCUGAUCUUGUGGAAAACAAUGUGAGAUGCAUUAUGGGAGAAAACGUUGUAUAUGAGCGACGAAAACAGUUAUCAGAAUGCUAUUAUGGGGCUGAUUAUUUUCGACCAAAAAGUGCCCAGAUCUGUUCAUGCGAAAGAGAAGAUUUCGAAUGUGAUUUUGGAUAUGAUGUUGGAACUGAUGGUACUACAUGUAUAAAAUCAGCCUGGUUUAAAGAAGAUCAGUUUCCUGGACCUCACUGUAUAAAUGGGAAAUAUAAUCAUUCAAAAGGGUAUAGAAAGGUUGCAGCAAGUAAAUGUAACGGAGGAAAGGAAAGUAAAUAUUUACCUGUAGAAACAGACUGUCCUUUGUUGGCACCCAGGGGCAUUACCAUAUACAGUGAAAAGAAAUGUAUACAGCGAGGUGUAAAUGUCACAUUUCGACUUACCCAAGAGUCUGGAUCUGCAGAUGAGACUGUUUACACCUGGACUUUUGGUAACGAGAGCUCUCCAGUUACUAUAAAAGGACUACAUAAUGCCGCAUCUAUUACAACAUCCUUCAGUACUAUAGGGAAAUACAAUAUCACUGUCCUGGCUGUAAACAGUAAAGGGACAGCCCAGGCUGUUCUACCUAUACAUGUUGAAGAGGGUUUGAAAGGAGUGCUGGUUGAGAUACCAUGGGGAGCACGGACAGGCAUGCCCAGUUAUUUUAAUGUUACAGUCCUUGGCUCAGAUAAUAUCACAAAACUUGGAAAAGAGCAAUCCCUUCACUUUGCAUGGCACUUCGAAAACAAGAUGACAGGAGAUAUUAGGCAGCUUACAUGGCAGAAUGUUAUACAACAAGAGUUCAAUGAACCUGGAGAAUACAAACUUACACUAAAUGUAUUCAACUCUGUCAGCUCUGUAUUCUAUACACAGUCUGUGGAGGUGUAUGAUGACAUGACAACUGUGCGUUUACAUUUUUCGGAAGAGAUAAACAACUAUAACAGUAGUAGCCUCAAUGUAAGACAAGCACUUGCGGAAAUACUUUGCCAUAAUCUAGCACAGAUUUUGGAGAUAAGAAGAUCACGUAUAAUUAUGUCUGUGCCACCGACACAGCCUGUUGUUGGAGAUUUGACAGUGCUUCCACCAAAAAGGGACAUCAAUGAAACAGAAACUUAUCAGGUUGUAGAAAUGCUGAUAGAUCAAGCAAAGCAACAAUACCUGGCAUUCCCAUUGUUCACUAGUGAUGAUAUUGUUAUAAUAACAGAUGCCGGAAUACUCGACUUGCGGACUGGAGCAGAAUCAUCCACCAUACCACCACCCCCUGCAACAGUCACAGUGAUGGUACCAGUCCAUGUAAAUGUAACCACAGUGCAAGAAAAACACAGUCUGGUUGCAGUGUAUAUAUCAGUGCCAGUCCUUAUUUCUGUUAUAGGUUUAGCAGUAGCAAUUAUAUUUUAUUAUAGAAAAAAAUUAAAGUCACACAAGAAGUAUUACCCAAUUGUGAAACACAGGUCACGUAUUCACCACGACUCGACGUGUUCAUGUGGGGAGGAGGAUAUAUUGGGUCUGGAAGAUCCAGACGACAGUAUAAUACCCGACAGUGAAUAUCCUGAUAACCAGCCAACACUGAUGAUACUAAAUGAGCCUCGGUCCAGUCGGACUGAGAGAUCCCCCGAUAGAGUCGGACUUGUAAAUUGUUGACGAAAACUCUAGCCUAGGACUAGUGACACUGUGUACAUAUGUAUAUUUCUGAAUUCUGUCCUUUUUUUGUCAAUACAAGUCUGUACUGUAGUUAUACCCUAUUCUGUCAAGGUUUGUGACGUGGUAGAUGUGUCUAUUUUUGUGCAAUAAUGAGAACUUUUCUUUUUCACUUUUUUUGAACAUUUUUUGUCAAAAGAUAUUUGCUAAAAAGUUUACAAAAUUACCCAAAAUUAAGGUUUCUGAUUGUGUAUUUUCAUCAGUUUUUUAAGAUUUUUUUUUCUAGAAGUACCAAAUGUGUGUGUAUUAUACUCGUAUAAAAAAAGGUGAAUUAGAAUAAGAAAAUAUAAAUGGGCGUUAAAUCUUUAUUUAGCCAUAAUUAUAUCAUAAUCUUAUUUCAUAUCUUAUUUAAGCAAGUGCUAAGACGGAUACACCAUAUAUUGUGUAGAUUUGUUCUUUUAAUUAAGUACGGUUUUCUUUCAAAGUUGGCUUUAAACAUAUAAAAGAGCCACACCAUGAGAAAACCAACAUAGUGCGUUUGCGACCAGCAUGGAUCCAGCCCAGCCUGCGCAUCUGCGCAGUCUGGUCAGGAUCCAUGCAGUUCGCUUUCAAAGCCUAUUGCAAUUAGAGAAACUGUUAGCGAACAGCGUGGAUCUUGACCAGACUGCGCGGAUGCGCAGGCUGGUCUGGAUGCUGGUCGCAAAUGCACUAUGUUGGUUUUCUCAUGGUGCGGCUCAUAUAAAUAUUCUUACUUGCCUUCAAUUUCACUUUUAUUAAUUCUUAACUGUAACUUUGAAGGUAAGAGACUAUAUUUUUCUACUGUGAAGCUGUUUGCAACAUCAAAUAUUCUGUUAACUUUGUUGAAACAUGAAUGAAGAAAGUUAAGGUGUUUUACUACAAAAAAAAAAUUGGGCACCAGGAAUUUCAAUUUAGAGAAAUAUCACAGUGCUGAUAUACCAUUGAGGAUCAAAAUUUUAAUCAUAUUUCUGGUAUAGAGGACAAAUGUGGCUGGACAGUCUUUCCCAGUUAUUUUUAUUAAUUUUAAUAUAUUAUAUGUUAAAAGAAAUUUGCUUAAUGCUUGUUUUAUUUUGUAUAUAUAUAAAUACAUUAUGCAUGCAGGUUUUAUUUAGGAUUUAUUCAGAGAAGAAAUGUCUGUUUUUAUGAAGCAGGUUUGAGUCAUACUUGUACUUCGGUAUCUAGAUGUGUGUACAUCAGCCCAUGAUGUCAACCAUUUCGAGUGUUUUGCAGUGUAAAUAGGUUAACCUUUAUCAUGCUGAACACGACUGAUUCUGCAUUUGCUGCCAGUGUAGAUCAUGAUCAGCCUGCACAUCCAUGCAGUCUGAUCAAGAUCUGCACUGUUCACCAUUCAGUCAGAAUCUUUUUGGUAAGCACCCCUUUUAACUGUUAAUGGUACUGUCCGAAUUGAAAGAUGGACAAGUUCAUUAUAGAAAUUAUGCAUGGUAAGGGAUAAAAAUCCAAGUUAUGCAGUGGUCUUUUAUGGUUUUUUUUCCUGCCGUGGCAAGUUUAGUCUGUAGAUAUAUAGAAUAAGAAAUCGUUAAAUACAAAAUACAGUUCUAGCAUUGUUAUCAGAUGGUGUUUUAACACAAGAGUAACCAUAAUAAGAGAGAUUUUCUGCGAUUAACACCUCUUUAGAUACAGCAAAGUCUAAAUUUUUAGCUCACAUGUCACUUUGUGACAAAGUGAGAUUUUGUGAUCGCGCAGCGUCCGUCGUCCGUCCGUGCGUCCGUUCGUAAACUUUUGCUUGUGACCACUCUAGAGGUCACAUUUUUCAUGGGAUCUUUAUGAAAGUUGGUCUGAAUGUUCAUCUUGAUGAUAUCUAGAUCAAGUUCGAAACUGGGUCACGUGCAAUCCAAAACUAGGUCAGUAGGUCUAAAAAUAGAAAAACCUUGUGACCUCUCUAGAGGCCAUACUUUUCAAUGGAUCUUCAUGAAAAUUUUUCAGAAUGUUUAUCUUGAUGAUAUCUAGAUAAAGUUUGAAACUGGGUCAUGUGCCUUCAAAAACUAGGUCAGUAGGUCAAAUAAUAAAAAAAACCUUGUGACCUCUCUAGAGGCCAUAUUUUUCAUGGGACCUGUAUGAAGAUUAGUCUGAUUGUUCAUCUUGAUGAUGUCUAGGUCAAGUUUGAAACUGAGUCACGUGCGGUCAAAAACUAGGUCAGUAGGUCUAAAAAUAGAGAAACAUUGUGACCUCUCUAGAGGCCAUACUUUUCAAUGGAUUUUCAUGAAAAUUGGUCAGAAUGUUCACCUUGAUGGUAUCUAGGUCAAGUUUGAAACUGGGUCACAUGCCGUCAAAAACUAGGUCAGUAGGUCAAAUAAUAAAAAAAACCUUGUGACCUCUGUAGAGGCCAUAUUUUAUGGGAUCUGUAUGAAAGUUGAUCUGAAUGUUCAUCUUGAUGAUAUCUAGGUCAGUUUCGAAACUGGGUCAACUGCGGUCCAAAACUAGGUCAGUAGGUCUAAAAAUAGAAAAACCUUGUGACCUCUCUAGAAGCCAUACUUGUGAAUGGAUCUUCAUGAAAAUUGGUCAGAAUGUUCACCUUGAUGAUAUCUAGGUCAAACUUAAAACUGGGUCACAUGCCAUCAAUAACUAGGUCAGUAGGUCAAAUAAUAGAAAAACCUUGUGACCUCUCUAGCGGCCAUAUUUUUGAUGGGAUCUGUAUGAAAGUUGGUCUAAAUGUUCAUCUUGAUGAUAUCUAGAUAAAGUUUGAAACUGGGUUAUUAACUGUGAUCAAAAACUAGGUCAGUAGGUCUAAAAAUAGAAAAACCUUGUGACCUCUCUAGAGGCCAUACUUUUCAAUGGAUCUUCAUGAAAAUUAGAAUGUUCACCGGGAUGAUAUCUAGGUCAGGUUCGAAACUGGGUCACGUGUCGUCAGUAACUAGGUCAGUAGGUCAAAUUAUAAAAAACCUUGUGACCUCUCUAGAGGCCAUAUUUUUCAAUGGAUCUUCAUGAAAAUUGGUCAGAAUUUUUGUCUUGAUGAUAUCUUGGUCAAGCUCAAAAACUAGGUCACUGUGUCAGAUAAUAGAAAAAACGAUGUCAUACUCAGUUCAAAACUGGGUCAUGUUGGAACAGAUGAGCGAUUCAGGACCAUCAUGGUCCUCUUGUUUACUGCCCCAAAAAGAAUAAUUUAAAAUGAUAUGACAUCAACAUCAUCAAACAACGCUGACAUUCCCGCACAUUUUAAUAAUGUUGAUGUAAAAUAUAUUGUUAUAUCCUUUUUUUCAUAUUUAAUGCUCGAUUGGCAUUAAUGCUUGUUUAAUGUUUGUUUCAUGUCAUAACAUCUUCAGAAUCGUUCAGGGUAGGUUGGUACUAUAGUCUUGCCAGGCUCGAUACCAGCCAAUUCCUUAGGAUUCUGCUGAUGUUAUAACAUGAGAAGUGUGUCAUUCCUACAUUCAAAUGUUAUUUAUGUUAUUUUCUGACAAAGAUCCAUAUUAUGUUAGGUGAUAUCAAUUAUUCUUUUUAAUAUAUUUUAGCUUAAGCCUGUUUUAGGUCCCCUGCCUUUUUCGAAGAAAAAAAGGGGGACAUAGAAAUAGGCUGCGUCCGUCCGUCCUUCCGUCCGUCACACUUUGUGUCCGGUCCAUAACUCUGCUAUCCAUGAAGGGAUUUUGAAAUAACUUGGCAUAAAUGUUUACCAUAAUGAGACGACGUGUCCUGCGCAAGACCCAGACCCCUAGCUCCAAGGUCAAGGUCUCACUUACACAUCAAAGGUUAACAGGGUCUGUUUCGUGUCUGGUUCAUAACUCUGCCAUUGAUCAAGGGAUUUAGAAAUUACUCGGUACAAAUGUUCCCCAUAAUGAGACGACAUGACUUGCAAAAUGAUCCAGACCCCUAGCUCUAAGGUCAAGGUCACACUUAGAGGUCAAAGGUCAUAUACAAGAAUUACUUUUUCCGGAGCAUGUCUUCUUCAUGUAUAUUGGUAUUUUGAUGUAACUUGGCACAAUUGUUCACCAUCAUGAGAUGGAGUGUCAUGCACAAGAACCAGGUCCCUAAUUUAGAAUUACUUCUCUUUGUUGUUACUAUAAAUAGCUUAUAUUCAUUAUUGUAACUUUUUUAUUACUGGCCGUAGGGAAAAAUCGAGACCACUUAAUUCUCAGUAGUACAGCAUGCAUGUAACAUCCAAUUUUUAGGUGUAUUUUGACCUUUCGCUACCUGGUAAUGAUUAUUGUGUGGACUUAGAUUUUUUUUUUAACCUAUACUGUGUUGGUGCGCAGUAAAACCCAAAUAAAUAAGUAAAUAAAUAGAUUUUUUUUUCUCAAGAUUAUCUUCCCUUUGUUGUGACUUUAAAUAACUUAUAUUGUAACUUUUUUAUAAUUGACCGUAGGGAAAAAUCAAGACCACUUUUCUGUGGUGUAUUUUUUUUUACAUAGAUGUUGCUUUCAAAUUUUAGAUGUAUUUUAAAGUAUCUCUUCCUGGUAAGGAGUUUUUUUUGUGGUCUUAGAAAAACAAAACUUACUUCCCUUUGUUGCUACUAUAAAUAGCUUAUUCUUGAAACUUUUUAACCUGGUUGUUAGAAUUGGAUAUGUCAUUGUUUUGGCUUACUGUCUACCAAACUUAUACAGAAUAUGUUUUACUGUAACAUCUACAUGACGGGCAUAAUAUUGUGACAUGCUUGCACUCUUGUUAUUUUUGCUCAUGCCAAGAUACUGUAUUGGCAUGCAGUAUGUUUUGUGAAAAUUGUCCUUAGGUGGGGGACGUUGGUAACUCUGUUACAAAUUCUUGUUUCAUAUUGAAAGCACCAUAUUUUUGUCGCUAAAUAGUAUACAUGUAAAUACUGCCAAAAAUGUGUUAUUUUUACUAUGAAUUCUUUAUCAAGUUGUAUAUAAUAUGCGACUCAUUGUCUAUGUGCUGAUGAUGUAUAAAGUGUAUAUAGUAUAUUAAGUAUUGCUAUGACUUGCAUGAAAGGGUACAUUAAUGCUGCAAAAAUGCUUUGAAAUUUUAUGCAUAUGUAGAUGCAAGAGAUCUGUGAAAAUGUUUCUGGACUAAUAGUCAUACAUUGUGCUGUUUAUACCCUGGAAUCUCUUUGGUAAAUUUAGCCAAUAUUGAUAGGUAUUUCUUGAUUCGCAAUGAGAUGUUUUCUUGAGUUUUUUGUUGUUGUUGUUGUUUCUUUACCUGU